CAGCGCCAUCUGACGUAGCUGAUUGAAUGACCCCAUUCCAGUACACAAAUUCCAGUGCCUCGUUUUUAAAGCUGCCUCUAAUCUUUCGUUACGCAGAAUGAAGUAGUGGGAACAGAAACAUUAUGGCUGCCAGUCUUUCCCUGACUCAGCUCUCAAGUGGAAAUCCUCUCUAUGACAAAUACUAUCGACAGGUUGACCCGUCUGGUAGUGGACGGGUGGCAGCUGCUGAUGCAGCCUUGUUCCUGAAGAGAUCAGGCCUGGCAGACCUCGUCCUGGGCAAGAUCUGGGAUUUGGCAGAUUCAGAUCGCAAGGGGUGCCUUAACGAUCAGCAAUUCUUCAUUGCUCUCCGGUUGGUGGCCUGUGCUCAAAAUGGACUGGAGGUGGCACUCAAGAGUCUCAAUUUGGCAGUUCCUCCCCCAAAGUUUCAUGACACAAGCAGCCCACUUCUACCUGGGGGAGUGUCCAUUGACAGCCCAUGGGUGGUCAAGACGGAAGAGAAGCUGAAAUUUGAUGCCAUAUUCGAAAGCCUCUCCCCCGUUGGUGGAAUGCUCUCUGGGGAGAAGGUCAAACCAGUGUUGCUCAAUUCCAAACUUCCAGUGGAUGUACUGGGAAGGGUAUGGGAACUCAGUGACCUAGACAGAGAUGGUAUGCUCGACCGAGAUGAGUUUGCUGUGGUCAUGUACCUGGUCUACAGAGCUCUGGAGGGGGAGCCCAUACCCAUGUCUCUGCCUACUACCCUUGUGCCACCCUCCAAGAGGAAAAAGCUCCCUGUCUCUGUACCCCCUGUGAUGCCCCUUUUACCCUCGCCCCCCUCCAUCAAAGAGAGACGCUCCUCCCAUUCCGGGUCCAAAACCCUGCCCUCCAAACCAGCAGCGACCCCAGUCACAUGGGCUGUAUCUCCUCCAGACAAAGCCAAGUAUGAUGAGGUUUUUGCAAAGACCGAUCUUGACAUGGAUGGUCUGGUGUCUGGGCCUGAAGUCCGAGAUAUCUUCCUAAAGACUGGCUUGCCCUCCGCCACACUAGCACACAUCUGGGAGCUCUGUGACAUUGGGGACAUAGGGAAGCUUACCAGGGAACAGUUUGCACUAGCGCUGCAUCUAAUUAACCAAAAACUGACCAAGGGUGUGGACCCACCCCAGAACCUCUGUCCUGAAAUGAUCCCUCCCUCAGACAGACUAAGCGUUGCAGCCAAGCAGAGCAAUGCAGCAAAUCUGGCAGCAGACUUUUCUGCCAUCAAGGAACUGGACUCGCUCAGCAAUGAGAUUGUAGAUCUACAAAAGGAGAAGAGCUCUGUAGAACAGGACAUUAAUGAAAAGGAGGAGCGCGUCAGAGAAAGGACCAGUGAAGUCCAGGAGUUGCAGAAUGAGGUGCAGAAGGAGAGCGGGGUACUGCAGCGGCUGCAGUCUCAGCGCCAGGAGGUCCAGGAUGCUCUGGAAGAGCUGGACCAGCAGAAGACCACUCUGGAGGAGCAGCUUGGUCACAUCCGCCAGCAGUGCAGCCAUGAGAACCAGCUGAUCUCAUCACUAGAGGUGGAGCACGCGGAGCAGGAGCAGAGGAUAGAGGAGUACGAGGAGCAGCUGGUGCAGGCCAGAGAGGAGCUGCUGCGGCUGCAGGAGGAGACUCAGCAUUUGGAGGAGAAGGUGCAGGCAGCGCGGGAGCAGCUCACCCCCUUGCAGGAGUCUGUCCGAGACUCCUUCUCUCAGGUCUCUCAGGUGGAGCAAAAGCUGAGUGAUCUACAGUUGGAAGAGAGGACAGUCACAUCCCAGCUCAGCUGGAAGAAGGCCCUAGAGGAGGAUCCAGUGCUGGUGAAUGGUUCAGCGGAUGAGCAGCAUCAGGAGGACCAGGCAGAGGAGCUGAGAGUGGAGCCACCAGCCAUCCAGCCACAGAUGGGUCCGGCUGAACCGAGAGAAGAACAGAUAGAAGUAGUGAAGGAGGACAGGUCUAAGACCCCAGAGGAACCGGUGCCUAAGUCUGAUGCCUUCGAAGACCUCUAUAACAGCCUGUCUUCCACUACCUGGCCAGUACUACAGGACAACCCUGUGAAGGAGCACAUUAGUCCUGUUGCUUUCACUCUCCAGGAGCAGAGAAGUCCUACUUCUGAAGUUGAGCAGGUGGAAUCCCCAGAGCCAGAGGGGAGACCAGAGUCAACUGAGCCUCCGCAGGCUACCCCGCCUGCCCUGCCCCCACAGACCACUCCCCCUCCACUCCCUGCCCAGCCUACCAUGUCCCCAACGACCAGCCCCCCUCCGCUCCCUGGCAUGGACUUCUUCCAGUCAGACCCCUUCAUUGACCAUGAUCCAUUUAAAGAUGAUCCGUUUGGAAAGGCAGAUGUUUCCUAUCCGUUUGGUGGAGACCCGUUUAAGGGCACAGACCCCUUUGCUGCUGACUCCUUCUUCAAGCAGUCUUUGGCAGCCCCCUUCCCUUCUGCUGACUCCUUCACCCUCGCCGACCCCUUCAGUGGGAGUGCCAGCCUAGCAGAGCCCAAUCUGUUUGCCGCUCCGCUCAACAAUGCUGCCGGAAUGGACCCCUUCAGCUCCAAACCCCAAAACAAGGCAGCCAGGGACCCAUUCAGUGCCAAGGUCAACAAUGUGGAUGCGGAUCAGUUUGGAUCCAAAAUCGACUCCCUGGCAGAGCCAGAUCCGUUUGGCUCGCAGGGCACCGCAGGCCCAGAUCCCUUCAGCUGCUCCCAGCCAGGAUCUGAGCUCCCCACCAAGGAUCUCACUGCAGCAACUAAUGACCCUUUUGCACCUGGAGGCACUGCAGUAAAUACUGGCUCUGACCCAGAUCCAUUUGCUGCCGUCUUUGGCAAUGAGUCAUUUGGACUUGGAUUUGCAGACUUCAGCGCACUGGCCAAGUCGAACAGUUGUGACCCCUUCGCCUCAUCGAACCCGUCCAACAACAAGAACCUGUUUAAGGAGGACAGCCAGCCCAGCAGCCCAGAUGUUCCGCCAGCUUUGCCCCCCAAGACGGGAACGCCCACCAGACCUCCCCCUCCACCUCCAGGUAAGAGAUCCUCCAUCUCCAGAUCAGAGUCGUCGGAGUCUUUCCACAGACGGGGACCAUUUCUGCCCCAGGGCUCAGGAGAUCCCCCUUUCUCCCAACCUGCCAAGGACACUGCCCAGGACCCCUUCGCCCCAUCCUCACCCCGCCAGCCUGCACGGGACCUUGACCGAUUUGCCAGCUUUGACAAACAGCAGUACCCUACCGAGGAGGACAUGAUUGAGUGGGCGACGAGGGAGAGUGAGCGGGAGGAGAAGGUGCGCUUGGCCAGACAGGCACAACAGGAACAAGAGGAUCUGGAGCUGGCCAUUGCCCUGAGCAAGUCAGAGUUCUCCUGAAAGACUCUGGUCAACCCUUGUGACCCAGCACGCACCAAAGGAAGGAAGGAAGGAGUGAGGGAUGGGGAAAACUGAACUAAAGGGCCUACUAUUCGGUCCCAAUGAAGAUAUUUGAGUAUUUGCUCCUCGCUCCUACCCACCCACCAACCCCCACAAUUCCACCAACUGUCUUUUGUUUCACUCACAAUUGGCAUUUUCAUAGUUUGUCUAUGUAAUAACAAAUCUUCAUGUUUGUUAUUUUUGGUGUUUGGCUGAGUAGUGGGUAUAGAGAUGAUUGGCUGUAAGACUUCAGUAGUCGUCCUGAUACAAUCCCCAUGUCUAUACUGUAUGUGUAGCUGUAAUGUCCCCUCAUUUCAACUACACAGACCACAUUGCUAAUAACCAACUGCAAAAGUUCAGUCCCCAUCUGCAUUGCUCUUGCCUGCUCCAGACCAGAUGGUAUUGAGCUCCUUUAAAAAAGAUAUUGACUUUAUAUGAUUAACUCUAACAAGAUAGGAAAAGAGUAAUGUUCAUCUAAUUCAUCUGGGUGAAAACCAAUGUCAAAUUGGAAUCCAUAUGUGAUCAAGCGUUGCCUGGGGCAAGUGACCUGAGUAGUUGUGCAAGUUGACUGCUCUCUGGUUGCCCCAUUGAUGACAACCCUAAAUGCAAAAAAUUCCAGUAGUCUGGUCUUUCUGGUUCCUCACGUGUGUAGGUAAAAAAGGCUACUUUACAUUUUGAUCAUAGUCUUUGUGCAAACCAGAAAAUACUCCUGACUUGCCCAAUGGGUGCCUUUUCAGACCUUAAUGUCAAUCUCUGUCAUUCAUCAGGCUAUACACCAGACAUCUACAGUACAGAGUGAAUUGGAUUUCAUGGCUGGGGUGAGAUCUUGCUUGUUUAAAAAAAACAAUGUUCUUAGAUGACCUGACGUAUGUCCUUACGUCAAGGUCUACCAAAUUAAAUGAAUUAGCGUUUUAUGAGUAGAGUAGCAGAAGUCAAAUGAUCCAGAUGGUUGAAAUGGCUAAGAGGACAUCUGUAUUCAGAUAAACACUAAUGUGUGAAUGACUCCGUGCAUUAGGCAAUUGUGAUGGUCAGACUACUUCAACUACAGUUAACGUGAUUGAAUUAGUGCAUAUAGUUCUAAUGACACUACUUACUACUAGUUGUUAACCUUUUGCUCAACUCUCUUCAAAGUACCCUUUAUUAAUAUUUAUGUGCCAAACACCAGGCAGUGAACAAGACUCCCAUGGUUGUACAGGUGCUAAAAAGAACUAAACCAGUAAAACCACUUAUGUCCAAACCUGUGCAUGUAGCCCCAAAUGUAGGCCACUUUUAAUGAUCUUGAUAUAUAAUCUGCCCCUCCCAACACUACGCACCAAUACAGUCAAAAGAUGAAGAACAUGACUAAACUAUUUUAUUUUGUGGUUCAUGAAGUAAUGUUGUGUUAAAUAUCAGAUCAAGAUUUUGGAAAGUAGGUCGGUUGUACAGGAAUAUUAUUGAAAUGUAUUUUAAGUUGAAAGAUAUAAUGAUUGAAUUGUUAGCUAGAAACUUGGAAACAUGUGUGAAAAUACUUCCUACUAGAAUAGCUGGUUUUGCCAUCUUCUGUAAUGUCUGUUUCCAAAUGUCACUAUAAUCUACAACAUAUGACACCUUGUCUCAUCUCUUUAGAGAUGCAAUAGUUUAGUCAUGUAUUCUGGAUAAAGGAGUUUUUCCUGUACUCUUGCUUAGAAAUACUCCUGGCCCCACUAUGGAAAAUUCUCCCUUGUUUUAUAUACACUGCAUUUUCAACACGUCUAGUUUUAGGUGAAUACAGCUGUCAGUAGGAGGUUCCGUUGUAAAGCAAAUGGCUGUCGCUGCUCAUGUUAGUGUUGUAAAGCUACGCAUCUUUUUUUGUGUGUGUUUUUCACUGAAGUGAUUCCACAGUGUUUGACUGCAUUUCAAAGUCUUAACUGACUGAGGAAAGUAUCCUUUGCCUGUUUGUACAAAGGCUGUUCUUCUGUCUGAACUUCAGUCACUUGGGGGGGGGUUACUUACAAAGCCCUGUUGUGUUGGCAAGGAGAGGCCGAAUUGGGGGUGAAAUUAAAUUAAGGCAUGUUAACAUCUCAAAGCAUACCAUUAAAUGUUUUUUUUGUUUGGUUAUUUGUUUUCAGAUGAAAUGAGACUGUCACUAAUCAAGAGGGCUAUACUGUGAACGUACACUGUUGACGAGGGAAAGAUAAGGCGCUGGAGUGAUAUGGGCUGACUGUUUUCUGACCAAUGCACAACUUCUCCUGCUUUUCAUCCAGGUUGUUUGAGUUCAUCAGUAGAGAGCAUUCUGUAAAUGAGCUUUGUGGUCAGUUAUGACUUUCUAGUGUUUUUCAUUCAAUACAUGGUUCUGUUUGUAAAUACAAUGGAGUUGUCCAUUCUCCUGAGACAGCGGUUUCUUUUAUACCCUCAUCUAGUAUUUAAAGGCUAUCAAAUACUAUUGAUCAUUUGUAUAGACUUCUCUAUUUUCAAAUUACAAACCACUUUUCUUUCUAGGCCGUCUACGUAUAGGCUUUUAAAAACGGGCUAAUUGUAGGCCUAUUUUAGUUAAAUUUAAACAUGUCAGUAUUGGGAGUUAUGGUCAGAAUAUGGUAUGUGCAACAUUUUAAUUGAAAACAGAAUAAUAAAUAUAAACGUCUCGAACAACA
Messenger RNA from Oncorhynchus tshawytscha (Chinook salmon), 5986 nucleotides. It is a transcript of the gene eps15, whose product is annotated as epidermal growth factor receptor pathway substrate 15. The transcript is spliced from 25 exons. Lineage: Eukaryota; Metazoa; Chordata; Actinopteri; Salmoniformes; Salmonidae. The coding region runs from base 123 to 3338 and encodes 1071 amino acids. Gene Ontology annotation, biological process: endosomal transport; endocytosis. The record is from RefSeq and is a predicted model, not a curated record. Gene Ontology annotation, molecular function: calcium ion binding; cadherin binding. Gene Ontology annotation, cellular component: clathrin coat of coated pit; cytoplasm; plasma membrane.